GGUCAUGACAUGUCAUGACAUUCUGGCAUGCGACGUGACUGAUGACAACCACGAAAUGGCGAACCUCCAGGCGAUUCAAAAACUCGCCAAACAGGCACUGGACACUUUCCGAUCAGUCAACGGAGACAAGAAUGUAUUCCUGGAUAAACUGAGUUCCCUGCGGGCGAGUAUGAAUCGAAUCCGAGCCGCCGAUCUGGGCAUAGACGACGCCGUUGCAGCGGGCCGUGACCACCAGCCCUGGUCGGCUCCCGUCGGCUACAUGUUCGUGGCGGAGAACCCGUUGGUGUCCAUGGGCGUCUUCGUGGUGCAGCGCGGAUGCCGGCUCCCGCUGCACGACCACCGCUCCAUGCACGGCGUCAUCAAAGUGCUCACCGGCACGGUACGGAUGCGAUCCUACGACCUGCUCACGGAAGAGCAGAGGGAGACGAUCAAGCUCCCAGAUCUGAGCGGGUUCUCUGCAUCCUCUGCUGGCUCGACCGAUCCACAUGAUUUAGACUCUGCAGUGCAGCAGCUGGCGAGAACUCUACACCCAGUCCGGCCCAGGGCAGAGCUUGAACUGACCCCAGACAGCGAGCCGUGUGUUUUGGGCCCACUCGAGGGCAACGUACACUCCAUCGAGUCGGUCGGCGGACCGGCAGCUUUUCUGGACAUCCUUUCGCCACCCUACGAUCCCGAAGUCGGGAGGGACUGCGUGUACUACAAGGAAACCAAAUUCACAGAUUCCGAGGAGAGUGUGGGGGAUGUGAGGUGGUUACGGAGGAUCCCACAACCGGCCAGUUUCUGGUGUUCUCAGGAAGAUUAUCUUGGUCCACCAGUCGAUUUGGACAGUUUAUAACGUAAAUCAUUAGCAUCGCACUCCACAACUGAAAGCACUUGGAAUGAGCUCUCCAAACAUUAAGAUUGCAGCCUGCAACUCCAUCAAUUUUUUUGACAACAAAUCACAUGGAACUUGGGCCACUUUUCACUUUCAACUAACCCUCAUUAUCUUGAUACAAGCGUUCAAUGAAAAUACUAAGAUGCAAAAUAAUUAAUUUAGGAAAAAAUGUUGCAACCUGACACCACUUUUUUUCACA
Molecule: messenger RNA, 1073 nt
Organism: Patiria miniata (bat star)
Lineage: Eukaryota; Metazoa; Echinodermata; Asteroidea; Valvatida; Asterinidae
Gene: ado
Product: 2-aminoethanethiol dioxygenase-like
Exons: 1
Coding region: 5-835 (276 amino acids)
Cellular component (GO): mitochondrion
Molecular function (GO): oxidoreductase activity, acting on single donors with incorporation of molecular oxygen, incorporation of two atoms of oxygen
Source: RefSeq, a predicted model, not a curated record